AUGUCAUCUGACUUUACCGAUUAUUCUAUUAAAAAUUAUUACUCCAUUCGAAAAAAUAAUCCAUUACUUCCUUCUUCAAUAAGAGCUUGCAUCAUAGGAAAAUCAGGAUGUGAUAGUUUAGAUGAUAUUCCUGAUCCAAGUUCUAUUGAUCCUAAUAAAAAGACUCUAAUAAUAUUUGAUGACUUGAUGUUGGAGAAACAAAAUAAAAUAGAACAGUACUACACUAGAGGUAGACAUAAUAACAUUGAUUGUUUUUACAUUUCUCAAAACUAUAUUAAACUGCCUAAGAAUACUAUCAGAGAGAAUGCUAAUUUGUUUAUAGUGUUUCCUCAAGACAAGUUAAACUUGGAUUAUAUUUACAGAGAUCAUUGUAGUGAAUUAGAUAAAGAAAGAUUUUUAGAGAUGACCGCAGCAGUUUGGAAAGACAAGUAUUCAUUUCUAACUAUUGAUAAGACUAGUGAAGUAGAUAGUGAAAAGCCAAUCAUAGACAAUCUCUAUAAAGAUAAAGUAAUUAUAGAUGCAGUUUGGUUAAAGGUUGAAGGAACAUCUAGGUUAGAUAAAAUAAUAAAAUACUCCGAAAAAUUUAUGGAUCUAGACGAUGAGGAUACUGAGACUAAAAAAGUUUUUGUAUUAAAGAAUGAUAAUUUUAUUAUCAAAAAAUAUAAAGUUCCCGAGGAUAGAAUUGUAUCCCUCAAAGUUAAAAAUAAGCCAUUGCCCAAAAGAAUGGAACAAUCAAAAUUUGAGACGUUGAAGAAACCCCACACAAAUGGAAACAACAUCAAGAAAGGUGUAAGUGAAUUGACUAUAGAAGAGAAAACAACCCAAAAUAAUGAUGAAACAAAAUUAGAUGAUACAUGGAACCCUAUUACUCAAGAGCAAUUUUUAAGUAUAAACACAGUUUUAAGAGAGGCUAUUAAUAGGGUUGGAGGAGAGGAUUCAAUCAUUUCGUUUUUAAAUAUGAUUUCCUGUUUUACAAAAGAAGAUCUAAAAAUUUUUGGAGAAGACUCGCAAGAAGUUAUUAUCCUCAUCAGACAAAAAAUGCAACAAAUAUUAAAAGCCGUAGGAGUAGACAGAUCAACCAUUCUAUUAGACAUCAUUGGUUUAUCACAUCAGUUUCUUAUAUUUGAACAUAGUGUGUUGAAGGAUAAAUAUGACAUCGUAACCAAUGAGAAUGAGGAAUUGAAGAAAAUUGUAGUAUCAUAUGAACAGAAGGAAGAUAGAGAAGAAGAUAUGAGAAUACUGGAAGCAAAGACCGAAGAAGCAAAAAAGCAGGUACUAGCAUUGAAAAGAGGAAAUAUAACCUACGCCGAUUUAUUUAAAAAAAAGAUUUAA
Molecule: messenger RNA, 1332 nt
Organism: Caenorhabditis briggsae
Lineage: Eukaryota; Metazoa; Nematoda; Chromadorea; Rhabditida; Rhabditidae
Exons: 4
Coding region: 1-1332 (443 amino acids)
Source: RefSeq, a predicted model, not a curated record